CCCGCCGAGCUCAGCUCAACCCAGACCAUCCUCGCAGUAGUCCUCCCCCCAGCAACGCACGCACGAACAAGCUUUGCUACGAGAAGCAGCAGCAACGCUACGCUACGCACCAUGGCCGCCCGCGCCGGCUUCUUCUUCGACGCCGAGCCGCUCGGCGCGCCCGGCGUGCCGGCGCUGGACGCGUGUGCGCUCUGCGCCAAGCGGCUGGGGCGCGACAGCGACGUCUUCAUGUACAGAGGGGACACGCCCUUCUGCAGCGAGGACUGCCGCGGCGAGCAGAUGCAAAUCGACGCCGCCCGCGCGAGGAACGCCGCCAGGUCCGCCGGCCGGAGGCAGCAGCAGCAGUACUCGUCAGGGACGGGCUCCGCUAGUAGGGGCCAGGACUCCGGGAAGGUGUCCGUGGCGAGCUGACCAUCAGCUAGAAGGAUGGAGCGCUAGCUAGCUUGCUGAUCUGUUCCAGCUUCUUCCGGAAGAUCCGGAGAACCGCGCCCGGUCUGAUGGCACAAAAUAUGAGAGGAACUCCAGUUCUCCGUCAUGAUCUGUCGGGCAUGCCGACUGCCGAGCCAGCCUGAAUCGUAAAUUUUGAACUGUUCUUUGCUGCAGACUUCGCCAAAUCCGAGCCGCACACGACGCCGGUGCGAGUUUGAGGCUUUGAGCCACAUUGUAAACACCUCCUUGUAAACUGAAGCAUAUUCCCGAAGUUCUGUUUCAAAUACCGAGCAAUUUCUU
Messenger RNA from Panicum virgatum (switchgrass), 729 nucleotides. RefSeq names its product FCS-Like Zinc finger 2-like. NCBI's taxonomy places the organism in Eukaryota, Viridiplantae, Streptophyta, Magnoliopsida, Poales, Poaceae. The transcript has a single exon. The record is from RefSeq and is a predicted model, not a curated record. Bases 112 to 411 code for a protein of 99 amino acids.